GUGAUCCUUGUAAGUGUGGGCUUGUGAAAAAUAUAAUUCGGCAAAUUAACGUUUUUUAUAACAUAUAACAAUUAAUAUCCUUAAAGAGCGCCUUUGUGGGAUCUCUUUGCUCGUUUUUCUUCAUGAGCUGGCUGUCCAUAUCGGCGCAAUUGGCCAUCAACUCCGGUGAAUUGCAGUUCGAGAGCAAGCCAGUAAGCGUAGAAGGUUGUGACUACGAAUUCGAGCGUCCCCUGGUGACUCCUGCUAAUGCCACCAUUUCGAUGGCAGAAUCUGAAUCGCUCGGUUUUGCCCAGCAGCUGUACCACGUCUCCUUCAUGCUCUAUUGCGCCAUGGGUGCCAUUGUGAGCGUGACCACCGCCCAUUUAGCUGGCUUUAUUUUCGGCCGAAAUAAGGCCGAAGAUGUGGAUAUUGAUUUGCUCUCGCCCUGCAUUCGCGGUUUCCAGAAAGCAAGCUAUUUCAGCGUCAAACUGGACGAGAACACAUUGAAAAGAUUCAAUGAGAAAUCGUAGAAAGUAACACCAUGCCAUGUACUUGUCAAUAAAAUAUAUUCUUAAGCAGCA
Drosophila rhopaloa is the source of this 560-nucleotide messenger RNA. RefSeq lists its product as uncharacterized. Bases 123 to 509 code for a protein of 128 amino acids. The record is from RefSeq and is a predicted model, not a curated record. NCBI's taxonomy places the organism in Eukaryota, Metazoa, Arthropoda, Insecta, Diptera, Drosophilidae. The transcript has 2 exons.